AUGUCUGACCUUAUGAGAAUGAUGACAUCCAUGAAGCAAAACACUGAAGAUAACAUCAAGGAGUUGAAAAAUACGACAAAGCAUUUGGAGAACCAAAUCGCACAAGUCGCUGGCACCAAUAUCCAAAGGCAACCUGGCCACUUACCAGGACAACCUAUCCCUAAGGAGACCGCCAAUGCUAUCACUACUCGUAGUGGUGUUAGCUAUGAAGGGCCCCAAAUGCCUAUUGAUGAUGCAAAUCUUGAGAAGGAGAAUAGUGAGGUUGUAGAGAAAGAUGUGGAUGAUGUUCCCACCUUGAAGGAUGGGAAAGCUAAAACAAGUGAGGUUGAUAAAGAGAAAAAGAAAGGUUUCGAGCCUCCAUCCAUCGAGCUAAAGCUACCAUUCCCACAUCGGAUGCAAAAGAACAAGGUAGAUCAACAAUUUGGUAAGUUCUUGACUAUGGUCAAGAACCUUGAGAGUGUAGUGCUAUAUUGCAAUAAAUCCCCACCUAAGCUUAAGGACCCUGGUAGUUUUUCCAUCCCAUGUCAUGUAGGUGCAUUAUUCAUUGAUAAAUCUUUAUGUGACUUAGGUGUUAAUGUGUCUAUUAUGCCUCAAUCUGUUUGUAACAGGUUGAAUAUGGGAGCUUUAAAAUGCACAUAG
Messenger RNA from Chenopodium quinoa (quinoa), 639 nucleotides. RefSeq lists its product as uncharacterized. The record is from RefSeq and is a predicted model, not a curated record. The coding region runs from base 1 to 639 and encodes 212 amino acids. Lineage: Eukaryota; Viridiplantae; Streptophyta; Magnoliopsida; Caryophyllales; Amaranthaceae. The transcript has 2 exons.